GGACAGUGAAUAGACUCACUAAGAUCUAGCCAAAAUGAAUGAGAUGCUUUAACAAUAAGGGUACAUAUUCAAUUUAAGGAUUUCUUAUUCAUUACACGUUUUGCGCCAUAGAUAUGGAUAUUUUUUUCAGAAGAAAGGGGGCAUUGAAAACUCUCCUCAGCUUGUCUCUAGUUUUUGCGUCUUUAUUGAUGAUCCAAAAGUUCAAGCUUGUGGAUAACAGCAUCAAGGAUGAUAUGGAGGUUAAACGCCAGGAAGAAGCCGGUUGGUGUGGACCUGAGUGUGAUUUCUACAAAGGAAAAGGCCUAUUGAAAAGCAGUUUGGGAAACUACUCGCCUGUUCUUGGUGAUGAUUUGGAUGCGCCACGGGUGAAGGUGUCCAACGCUACUCUAGCUACUUGGGAUGUACACGUUAUGAACUGCAGUGAAGAUUCAGCCGUGAGGAAAAAUGAUUGGUUUCGACGUUUGGAUCCGAGGUUCCACCAAUUUGUGCUACACAGACAUUGUCGGUAUUUCCCAAUGUUAAUAAAUCACCCGGAUAAAUGCAGGAAUGGAGACGUACACUUGCUCAUGGUUGUAAAAUCCGUUAUAGAGCAGCAUGAUAGGCGAGAGGCCGUGCGUAAUACCUGGGGUAGGGAACAGGAAAUUCAUGGUAAGAGAAUAAAAACGCUGUUUCUUCUAGGAAGCCCUACAAAUGGUAAAGACACGAAAAACCUUCAAAAGUUGAUUGAGUAUGAGGACAUUAUAUAUGGAGACAUUCUUCAAUGGGAUUUUAUGGACACAUUUUUCAACCUCACCUUGAAAGAGGUCAAUUUUCUGAAAUGGUUUGAUAUUCACUGCUCCAGUGCCAAGUUUAUAUUCAAAGGGGAUGACGACGUUUUCGUGAAUACAAAGAACUUACUGGAACUUAUUGGUUUCAAGACUGAGGACCGCAAAGUGCUGAACUUAUUUGUUGGGGACACCAUAUCCAAAGCCAUCCCCAUCAGAAACCAUCAAAGUAAAUACUACAUCCCCAAAGAGCUGUUUGACAAACCGUACCCACCUUAUGUUGGUGGUGGUGGGUUUUUAAUGUCCUCACAAUUAGCUCAUAGACUGUUUGUGGUUUCAGAGGACUUGGAGCUCUAUCCCAUUGAUGAUGUGUUUUUGGGAAUGUGCCUCCAGAAGCUACACUUGACUCCAGAGAUGCACAUAGGUUUCAGGACCUUUGGCAUCAUGAAACGCAGAGUGAGUCCAAUGAACAGAGAACCUUGCUUUUUCAAAAAACUCAUCGUAGUCCAUAAAUUGAGUCCUCAGGAGCUAUUCAGGAUGUGGAGUGUAGUGGAAAAUAAAGAGCUGGUUUGUGCCAAAAACACUGCACCAUGAUUGUCAAGCUAAAGCUCAGUGUGACAAAAGUUAUGCAACAAAUAUUAUUAAAUUGUUCAUUGUAAUAUGUGUAUGUAGGCCUAGUAGGACACACUGAUAAACUAAAAUAUCCAACACUAAAAUAUCCAACUAACAAAGACAAUGUGAAAAGAAUGACAUUCUUUCAUUCUCACUGACCUGUUUAAUGUUUCACUUCUGUAAUGUUUAUUGUAAUGUCAAUAGGUAGGAAAACCAAAUUAGUAAGUGUACUUGACUUAUGUCUAUACAAAAUUAACCACUUUUUCAGCAAACUGUAAAUAUAUGGCAGCAUUGAACACUGAAAAGCCUUUUUCAUGCCAGUUUAGUGCCUUUGAUUUUUGAGAUUAUGGAUGUUUUAGUAACUAAGAAGGUUACAUGAAAAUAUAAUUUGGUAAAUGUUUGCCAUAGAUUCUAGAACAAAUAUUUAAUGACAUUUUAAGAGUCACAACUAGUUUUUGUGUUGAUGUUUGUAACGGAUUCAUUAAAUAUGUA
Molecule: messenger RNA, 1868 nt
Organism: Oncorhynchus kisutch (coho salmon)
Lineage: Eukaryota; Metazoa; Chordata; Actinopteri; Salmoniformes; Salmonidae
Product: UDP-GlcNAc:betaGal beta-1,3-N-acetylglucosaminyltransferase 7-like
Exons: 1
Coding region: 114-1358 (414 amino acids)
Biological process (GO): protein O-linked glycosylation; poly-N-acetyllactosamine biosynthetic process
Cellular component (GO): Golgi membrane
Molecular function (GO): hexosyltransferase activity; UDP-glycosyltransferase activity
Source: RefSeq, a predicted model, not a curated record